GUGUAAAACCGUGCGCGUAUUGAAAACAAACAGAUUGUGUGUCGUGAUGUGAACGAAAACUUGACUCGUUGUAGUUUUUUUUUUCAUUCGUUUUUCUUUUCUUCUUUCGUUUCAUUCAUGUUAAACGUUUGCGUUCUUGUUUCGCGUUGUGUUGUACUGUAUCUGUCUCAUGUCCACUUGGAUUGGUGUGAGCACCAUAGCAGCAGCAGCAGCAGCAGCAGCACCAGCUAGCAAAGCCUAUGCGAUCCAUGGUUUUGCACCAAUCGUUCAGUUACUCGCGAUCCGUUCACGUGAAACGGUCCUUUUUCUAUACAGUGCUUGAAGUGUUUGUUUUUUCUUUGGUGCGCAAACGAAAAAAAAAACAACAACUAAAACCGCGACUCUAAUUUAUUUUCACACGACUGCUAAAAUUAAUUUCCGAUUAAUUUUUAAACGGAAUUUACGUGUGAAUUCAACGGUCUUUUUCGGUGGAUGCAGCUUCUACGGUAAACAACGGAUAACUUAGCACACUUUUGGAACCAAAAUUGAUGCGUACAAUCGAAUCAAAAAUCAAAUUAGCGUAUUGGCUGCAUCGUGUGUCGGUGAUGGACGAGACGACGAUUGGUCGUGGAAAUGUGUAGUCCAACGGAGAGCUACAUUGUUUACAUUGAUUUGACGACAAAAGCGCAUAUCGGCAGGAAGUAAAAAGAGCAGAGCAGAGCAGAGCACAACGUGCACGACAUCUAAUCCAAACAAUGGAUCAUACACGCAUCGGUUUGGAUUAUAUCGUUGAGAAUCGUGAAUAUGUCAUUAAGCUGGGAACUGCACUCGAUACGACCAAUGUAACCGUCAAGAAGCAAGUGUUCGAAUUGAUGUCGGCGUUGUGUGCAUACAACGUUGAUGGUUACACACGAGCCCUAGAAACACUCGAUCAUUAUCAGAGUUUAAAAGGAGCACGAUAUCGUCUUAAAAUCAUUGUCACCGAACUUGAAGCACCAAACACAUCAAUCGAAUAUCAAGUAGCGCUGUUAUCAUUUGUAAAUUGUCUUAUAAAUGCAACACAAGGCCUGCGCGAGAGAAUACGCAUUCGGAAUGAGUUUAUUGGUCUAAAAAUACUACCGAUUCUGACGAAUAUAAGACGAGUAUCGGGUGACAAUCCAAAUGUCGCGGUUCAAUUGGACGUAUUCGAUGAGCAACGCGAAUGUGACGAGGCACAAAGCCUCCAGGGACCCAAUGACAUCAAUCUAAAUUCACAUUUGGACGUGUUUUACACAAUUUUAGGACAGGUCGCCGAUACACCACAAGAGAUUCCAUUUUUGAGUAUUCUACAGCAUUUACUGCGCAUCGAUCCAAAGGAAGCGAUUAGUGAUAUUAUAUGGGAUUGUGCUGAAACGCUUGUGCAUCGAGCCACAUUGCUGGAGAACCGUGAGGAUUCAACACGUUUGCUGCGAACGCCAAGCGUACAGAAAUUCACCUGUUCACAUUGUCGCAACGAUAUUUCUAGUCCAAGCCGAAAGCAAUCCAUUGCACCAGUCACACCAACACAUCCACUGGCGCUUGUUAUCCCAUUGUCACCAACCAGCCCCGAUUCAAACGUUGAUUUUAGCUCAAAAGUACCCAAGCCACCACCUCCACCACCACCAAUGGCUGGCAAUCUUCCCUCAGCUUCAAACUCGUCGAAUCCAGCUCCAGCUCCACCACCACCAGCAUUUCCAAAGACACAACGGCCAAAAACCCCGGAAAUUGUUGAUCUCGGCAAAUUGUUGCCGCAACAAGAGACGCCCGUACCGAAAACCAAAAUGAAAACCAUUAACUGGAACAAAAUUCCAUCGAAUAAAUUGAUGGGCAAAACGAAUAUUUGGACUCUAGUGGCGAAUUCACAUCAAAAUAGUCCAAUGGCCGAGCUGGAUUGGAAUGAAAUGGAGGGACUGUUUUGCCAGCAAGCGACAAGCACACAAAAUUCACCGAAAAUGGGAGCACGAGACACAUCAUCCAACUCAGCUGAAGGAUCGAAUGGCAGCGAACGAAAAUCGAGAAAGGAAAACUCAGAAAUUACCCUGCUCGAUGGAAAGAGGAGCUUGAAUGUUAACAUCUUUUUGAAACAGUUUAGAACAACCAAUGAAGAAAUCAUUCAGCUGAUAAAAGACGGUGAGCAUGACGAUAUUGGAGCGGAAAAGCUACGUGGGCUAUUAAAAAUAUUGCCUGAAAUUGACGAGCUGGAUAUGUUAAAGGCGUUUGAUGGAGAAAAACAGCGAUUGGGAAAUGCGGAAAAAUUCUUGAUGCAACUUUCAAAUGUUCCCAAUUACAAGCUGCGAGUGGAGAGUAUGUUAUUGAAAGAGGAGUUUGCGGCAAAUUUAAGCUAUUUGGAGCCAAGUAUUAACGCAAUCAUAUUUGCUGGUGAUGAUUUAAUGAACAAUGUGCAGCUGAGAGAAGUACUGUACAUGGUUGUCGUGGCAGGAAACUUCCUGAACGCCGGCGGCUAUGCGGGAAAUGCAGCCGGAGUGAAGUUGGCAUCACUUCAAAAACUCACGGAUAUUCGUGCCAAUAAGCCGGGCAUGAAUCUGAUUCAUUUCGUUGCACUUCAAGCUGAGAAGAAAAAUCCAAAUCUACUGGCAUUCGCCGAAAAUCUAACGGCACUGGAAAAUGCAUCGAAGACAACGUCAGAGCAAAUCACCAAUGAGAUCAAUGCACUCGAUACUCGAAUCACGAAGAUCAAGCGGCAAAUCGAAUUGUCAACAACCGAACCCGAUCUGAAGUAUCAAAUGUCUGACUUUCUGCAGGCGGCCGAGAACAAGGUGCAAAUGUUGCAGCGUGGAAUGAAAGAAGUCGAAUCGCUUCGAUUACAAUUGUCUGAAUUUUUCUGUGAAGAUCCAAAAACAUUCAAAUUAGAGGAGUGCUUUAAAAUAUUCCAAACAUUUUGUGAGAAAUUCAAGCAAGCCGUUAACGAGAAUGAACGCCGUCGAUUGCAAGAGGAGCAGGCAACGAUUCGUCGCAAGCUUCGCGAAGAACAAUUGGCGAGACGAGCGCGACAAAGUCAAGCUGGCACUCCGGUUUCCGAUUCAGACAAUAGUUUAAUGUUUGACUCAUCACAGUUGGACAUUAGAGCAAGUCCAGCAUUGGCACGACGGCGAAUGGGCUCAUUUAAUAGCGGGGCAGAAUAUCGAGAUGAUGGUUUUUCACCAGAUAUCACCCCAACCGGAAGCCUACGACGUCGUCGAAGUCGCGUUCUCAGUGAAGAAGAUGACAAUAAUCUGAUGGAUUUCUUACGAUCAUCUGCCAAUGAAAAUUCACGAAAAUCCUCAUCAUAUGGCAGCUUGGAUCGUUCGUGGGCACGUCGAGCUCGGUCAGGUAGUAAUAGUAAAAAACGACCAGAUCUACUUAAUAUCGAUUUCAGUUUGGAACGAGAGCGUCCUGUAUCACCGGCCAAUAUGGAUGCGGCCAACCGUGUGGCAAACGAAGACGCAAGACCAAGGGAAUGGCGUCAAAAAAUCGAAUCAUGGCUACAAGCCAACGAACAAGAUGAAAAACAAGGUGAUGAACACAAGCGACGAGCCAGACGAUUGACAGGCAAUCGACGUUCAUAUGAAAAUGAUUCAGAAAACGAGCGUAGUAAAUUGGAUCCACUGCCCGAAGAGAAGACAGCCACCACUGGUGUACCAACAACAACGACACCACAAGCAAAUGAGCCAUAUAAGCGUGUGUACGCCGAUUGGAAGCCAACGACAACGUCCAUCGAGCGAGGUGAUUCGGAAUCAACGCAAGAUUCAUUAUCCAAAGAAAAAGAUGACGUAUCAUCGAAACCAGAGAAAAUGCGUGGAUCGCAUUCAACAACGAGCCUCCCAUCAAGUACAACGCCGUUACAGUCGAUAAUGGAAGAGGAUCGUCGCACAAGUCAAGAGAACCAAUUGAAAAUCAAUAUUCGUCGUCCAUCUGAAGUGAAUGAAUACGAGCCCGUCUAUCAAAAGCAUACCAGUCCAGUGGGGAUUACAAGUGAUUCGCAUUCGAUAUACAUUCGUUCAUCUGCUAAAAAGGCAGCCACUUCACCGGAACGCAGAGAAAGCAUCACAAAGUGCCAUUCGUUAGACGCUGCCAUCGGCACCGCUGUUGGUCAAGAGCAGUUGCCAUUGAGCAAUAAAAUCGAAAUUGAUUCGGAUAACAUUGAAACACCGCCCGUUGUACGCAAGAAUAUUAUGAGUGAUGAUAAAUCGAAUUCGGUAUCUUCAGUGAAGAAAUUGCAGGCGCCACGUCCAUUGCAUCAGCGCACGAUUGACGAGUCACUGGCCAAUGAAAAUGUGGAAAGUAAGCCAAACGAUUCGGAAGUACUUGGAGAUGGUCAUUUCGAUCGGCAUUCAUCGGCACGACGCACACGACGCUAUCGUAGACCAACCGAUCACAGUAGCGGCAAUGAAGAUCGUAACGACUCAAGCCCCGAAUCAGUUCCAACUCCGUUAUUUCCAUCUUCGAAUGCAUUGUACAGCACAGAACUCGAAAUCACAAUCGAUGACGAUAAAGACGAUGAAUCUCCUGAUCGUGGUGAAGACACACUAUUAAAAUCAAAAUCCAUGGAUAUUCUAUCACGAAUCGGUAAACAUGGCCGUAAUAUGAGUUCCAUUAAUCAGGAAGCGGUUCGUGAAGCCAUACGCAAACUAAAAUCACCCACAGAAACACCUGAACGUAUCUGGAGCCCACCACGUGAAAUUGUUGUCACACCAAAAGACCGAAUUAUUCCUUCGAAAGCAUUAAAUCAUGAGCUAAAUGAUGAAGGUUUCGAAGAGACACAAAGCUGCCAAAGUCUAGUCUCCGAUGGAAAAGAUAGUACAUCAUCAUGCAAUGAACCGGCCGAUAAUUCACAACCGCACAUUUCAACGUCGUUAAGUCCAAACCAAUCGAAAUCAAAGUCCGUCGUAAAAUCGUUGAUCGAACGAAAUCGUCAGAGUUUGGAACGAAGUCGAUCGCUUCGAGCGUCCAGUUCAACUGUAACGCCACAUUCACGAACGAGCAUCAUUCCAAAGAGGACUAAUUCACUGCGGCGCAGCAUCGACACCGGCGCAAUAUCGGCCAAUAAACAAGAUGUUGAACGAAGUGGCUCACGCACCAGUCUACGAAGCUCACGAUCAUCGCUAAACAGUUCGGCUUCAAUAAAUACCGUUCGAAAUAUGGGAUUGAAACCAUCUGCCACACAAUCACCAUCAUCAACGCGACACUUAUCGAAUACAACCGCCGAUAAAUCAUCACUGCGGAAAAAAUUGGUUCAACAACAAAGUACACCAUCGGCAAAUUCACAAAAGACCACAUUAAAAGGUAGCAAUAGUGUAAAUUCGUAUCUAAGAACGCCGGCCAGUCGAAGUAGUUCGAGUGGUUCAAGUAUCGGUGGACCAUCAUCAUCGCGUCAAUCGCAUUACACAAAGACUUCUAGUUCGAAUUCCGUUACACCGCCCAUAUCAAAUUCACCGCAACGGCCCGCCUUUCGUAACACUGUCUCCGUAUCGAAUCACACGAAUCAAAGCAACAGCGCCAAUCGAUCUAGUUCACGACUCACAAACCUAAAGGGCAUUGCAUCAAAAACGUCGAAUCGUGUCAGUAGUUUCAUGAGACCGACCACUUCCAGUGCAACUAAAGUCAAUUCAUCCAGCAAUCGCAGCAAAUAAACCAAUAUUGGGCAAUUUUCACGAAGAAAAUCGACACUUUUUUUUUAAAUAGAAGUUAGGAUGAUGAUUGAAAAGAUACAAUUGAUUUUUUGUUCUGUUUUUUUUUAUUAGAAUUUUGCACACAUUCCGUUCGCAAUCGAACGCCGAAUUGAAGCACACUAAAAAAAAUAUGCUUUUCAAGAACAAAAAAAUUUUUUAUUACAUGUUAAUUAAUGGAAAUGUAAUUAUACCAAAUCGUAUAUCGUUACCUAUGAUUAGUUUUUAACGAGCAUUUUUUUUUUCUAUAAAAAAACAUCUUUUUUCUUUCUGUUAUUAACGACUCAAUGAGUAAUGAGAAAUUUAAAUCAACAAGCAAUAAACAAAACCGUGCACUUCGACACAAAUCAAUCAAAAUGUCAACACACCGUUUACCACACAUCUUUUUCACAUACACACACAUGUUCAUCACUACUCUAUUUUGCUCCUUUUUUUAAAUAUAAAUACCGAGGAUCUGGUUUUUAAACAACUCUUUUUUAAAAUACGUUGAUGUGCUUACACUGAACUUUAAAUUAUUUUUCGAUAAUCAAUAAAAAGAAUGAUUUAUUUCACAAAUGAA
This is a messenger RNA of Sitodiplosis mosellana (orange wheat blossom midge), 6222 nucleotides long. It is a transcript of the gene form3, whose product is annotated as FH2 domain-containing protein 1. The transcript has 15 exons. The record is from RefSeq and is a predicted model, not a curated record. Gene Ontology annotation, molecular function: actin binding. Bases 735 to 5627 code for a protein of 1630 amino acids. Gene Ontology annotation, biological process: cellular component organization. NCBI's taxonomy places the organism in Eukaryota, Metazoa, Arthropoda, Insecta, Diptera, Cecidomyiidae.